AUCUCCUGCAGCUCCUCGUAUACUCCAACGGACGGCCAGCCACCAAAUAUUCUCACCCUGCCGCUGGCUCGUGCUGCCCUGCCUGUGCCUCUAACGCGUGCGCGUCGAUUCUCAAGUGCCUGCACCAAGUUACAUUUCUCGCAUUGACGCAGACCCAGGCGGCCAUGCCUCGCAAUAAGCACCGUCUAUACAUCGCCCUCCACCAUCGCAACUCAAAGCCAGGAUUCCACUUCGCUCUCAUGCUCUCACCCAAGCAAGAAACUCGCGACACCUCUGUCCACGACUUCCAUAUCUACCACACCAUCAACACCAUCCAGUCAGGCGUCAAAUUCAACCUCAAUGGCAUGCCAGAAUGGCGGUACGAACACAAAGCCGUGAAUGGUCUCCGAGAAGGUACGGUCAUAGGAAGGGUGCUCAUCGCAAAGCUGCCUGCACACGAACCGUUGGUCAUGCAGGCAGAGCACAUACAUACUAUCCUUGCGCAAGUGCCGCUUGUGCAGAAUGAUACACAGUGGGAUUGCCGAGUGUGGAUGAUUGAGGCAUUAGCCGCGCUGCGAGCCAAAGGGGGUGACUUCAGCACAAUCCCGGAAGUGAUAAAUGGAGGCCAGAUGGAGGGCGAAAUAAAGGCGUUCGGCGAUAUGGCCAAGGACACUGUUUUGAAGGGGCCAGGCCCGUUGCCCGGCUGCGCUAGCGAUCUGCCGCAUAUCGACAUGAGAGUUCGUAAAAAAUGAGAGGUGCCAGAUACCAUCUACAAGAAGCUAUGUGCCCGCUUGUGCCCGCCGUAAUACUUUCGUAGCAAGAUGAUCACGUUCACCGUGUGGAUAGUGCAUACCCCGAGUCGACUCAAUCUAUCUAGCAACAAGUGACAAUAAGUAAAUAUUAUGAUUAUUUUCCUUUGUACUUUCCCUGGAG
This is a messenger RNA of Suillus clintonianus, 912 nucleotides long. RefSeq lists its product as uncharacterized. The transcript has 2 exons. The coding region runs from base 165 to 731 and encodes 188 amino acids. The record is from RefSeq and is a predicted model, not a curated record. Lineage: Eukaryota; Fungi; Basidiomycota; Agaricomycetes; Boletales; Suillaceae.